Molecule: messenger RNA, 1818 nt
Organism: Fomitopsis serialis
Lineage: Eukaryota; Fungi; Basidiomycota; Agaricomycetes; Polyporales; Fomitopsidaceae
Exons: 9
Coding region: 1-1818 (605 amino acids)
Molecular function (GO): oxidoreductase activity, acting on the CH-CH group of donors
Source: RefSeq, a predicted model, not a curated record
AUGCGUAUCGAAGAAGGGUUUCAGCAGACUCCAUACACAGAGGGACAUCCGUAUCAUACUGAUCCGGUCCUUCCUAUCCUUCUGAAGCGUCUUUUACCGUCAGAUGCCCUUGUCGAAAUUGAGGGAGAUCUGAGUCACUUCGGCAAUGAAGUCACUACAACUUUGCGGUCUGUGAACAAACUCACCGGUGCUCCCAAGCUUGUCCAAUAUGACAACUGGGGCCGCCGAGUGGACGACCUGCAGACAACAGAAGGCUGGCGCCGCAUGAAGGCGCUGUGGCAGAUGGAAGGCAUCAUCGGAAUAUUCUACGAGCGCAAGCACCAGCAACACAGCAGAAUCCAUGGUUUCGCUAAGAUUCUGCUGGCCAUGGGAGAUUCGCAGUCGGUGGAUUGCCCGCUGAGCAUGACAGACGGUUCUGCACGAGUCCUCGAACUCCUUGGAACAUCGGCGUUGAAACAAGACAUAUAUCCUCGGCUCAUCAGCCGCGACCCUGAAGUCGCUUUCACAGCUGGGCAGUGGAUGACGGAGCGACCGGGAGGCUCGGAUGUGUCACACACAGAGACAGUAGCUAUGCCUGCUCCAGGAGAUACCGGAACCUCGAACAGCAGUCCAUAUGGUCCGACUUACACGCUUGAUGGGUUCAAGUGGUUCUCCAGCGCAACUGACAGCGACGUCGCACUAGCUUUGGCACGUACCGGAUCUGCUUCCGAGGGCUCUCGUGCUCUAUCAUUGUUCCUCAUACCGCUGCGCUUUCCACUCAUCCGGGAGCCCGGUGCACCGAGACCUUCAGCAAUCACGAACCGCAUCUUCGUACAUCGCCUUAAGGACAAAUUUGGAACGGUAGCCGUCCCAACCGCCGAGCUGUCACUCGAGGGCAGCGAGGCAUAUCUGCUGGGACAGCCCGGCCAGGGUGUGAAGCUCAUUACGCCUGUCUUGAACAUCACUCGUGUGCAUUCCGCAACCGCGUCGGUGGGAAACCUGCGCAGAUGCCUGGCAAUCGCGACCGCGUACUCCCAAGUGAGGGCCAUCAAGGGCGGCAGCCAACUGCUGCAGGAUACACCGCUCCAUGUCGCGGAGCUCGCCAAAGUGUCUCUGGUGUACCGUGCCCUCGUGCACAUGUUGUUCGGGACAGUCGCGCUGCUGGGCAGGGUCGAAUGCGGCGUUGCGACUGAAGACGAGACACAUCGUCUGCGGCUGCUUACCCCUGCUGUCAAAGCAUUUGCCGCGGAAAAAGCGUGCACGGCGAUGGAGGAGUGUAUGGCCGCACUUGGAGGAGCGGGCUACAUGACGGAGACUGAGCUCGGACGGAUGAUCCAAGAUGCACUAGUCGAGAAAAUCUGGGAAGGUACCAUCACAGUUUUGUCUCUGGAUGUCGUCCGUGCAGCAUCCGAUCGGGCGGUUCUGGAUUCAUUCGUUGCCUGGGUCAACUCCGUUUCUGCAUCAUACAACCCAGAGCUUGAAGUAGACAGCACUCUCGGGGCGCCGCUUGACAUUCUCCGAUCUGCCCUAGACGACCUGACGGCUGCGUACGCGGCGCCCAUCCCGCCUCUUGUGCCUCGGCCGGCAUUGUUCCUGCUGUCGCAUGUGGCAUGCGGUGCCUUCUUGCUUGAGCAUGCUGUCUGGGCUUGCAAGACCAAUGCCGCAACACGUCGGAUUGAUGUAGACGUACUCAAGAGGUGGAUGGAGGAGGGUGGUGUGACCCAGGCGGUCCAAGACGUGCGCAGAGCUAGACAAACCCAGUUGCAACGCCUUCAGGAGGAUAGGGAGGUUGUCUAUGGCACGGACGCCAGAGCAGUCAAUGUAUCCUCCCGACUAUGA